GCACUGCCGUCGCCAGCCAGCGCCGGCCAGGAAAGGAGGGUGCGGCGCUCGCGCGCCUAGGGCCCGAGAGGAGACAGCGCCGGGCCGGGCCGGGCCGCGCCGGCAGCAGGAACCAUGACGACCUCAGGAAAAGAGAAUUUCCGACUGAAGAGCUACAAGAACAAAUCUCUAAAUCCUGAUGAGAUGCGUCGCAGGCGGGAGGAAGAGGGUCUGCAGCUACGGAAGCAAAAGAGAGAGGAACAGCUGUUUAAACGCCGAAAUGUUGCAACAGCUGAGGAAGAGGCAGAGGAGGAAGUGAUGUCAGAUGGUGGCUUCCAUGAGGCUCAGAUGAACAACAUGGAGAUGACUUCUAGUGCAGUCAUCACCUCUGAUAUGAUUGAGAUGAUUUUCUCCAAUAGUCCAGAACAACAGCUUUCAGCCACCCAGAAGUUCCGAAAGCUUCUUUCUAAAGAACCAAAUCCCCCAAUAGAUGAAGUCAUAAGCACACCAGGAGUGGUGGCCAGGUUUGUGGAGUUCCUCAAACGAAAAGAAAACUGUACAUUACAGUUUGAAGCUGCGUGGGUGCUGACAAAUAUUGCCUCUGGAAAUUCCCUUCAGACUCGGAUAGUGAUCCAAGCAGGAGCUGUCCCCAUCUUCAUAGAGCUGCUUAGUUCAGAGUUUGAAGAUGUACAGGAACAGGCGGUAUGGGCUCUUGGCAACAUUGCUGGAGACAGCACUAUGUGUAGAGACUACGUACUGGACUGUAAUAUCUUGCCCCCUUUAUUGCAAUUGCUUUCGAAACAGAACCGUCUCACUAUGACCCGAAAUGCUGUAUGGGCUCUGUCCAACCUCUGCAGAGGGAAAAACCCUCCUCCAGAUUUUGCCAAGGUUUCACCUUGUCUUAGUGUGCUUUCCUGGCUCCUCUUUGUCAACGAUACAGAUGUGUUAGCUGAUGCCUGCUGGGCUUUGUCCUACUUGUCUGAUGGCCCCAAUGAUAAAAUCCAGGCUGUGAUUGAUGCAGGAGUCUGCAGAAGACUUGUGGAGCUGCUGAUGCACAAUGACUACAAAGUAGUAUCUCCUGCCUUACGAGCUGUUGGGAACAUUGUCACAGGCGAUGAUAUCCAGACCCAGGUAAUUCUGAAUUGUUCAGCCCUGCAGAGUUUACUGCACUUGCUAAGCAGCCCGAAAGAAUCUAUCAAAAAAGAAGCAUGCUGGACAAUAUCUAAUAUAACAGCUGGAAACAGAGCUCAGAUCCAGACGGUCAUAGAUGCCCAUAUCUUCCCAGCUCUUAUAAAUAUUUUGCAAACGGCUGAGUUUCGGACAAGGAAGGAAGCUGCUUGGGCAAUUACAAAUGCAACAUCUGGAGGCUCUGCUGAACAGAUCAAGUAUUUAGUCGAACUGGGAUGCAUCAAACCACUCUGCGACCUCCUUACAGUAAUGGACUCAAAGAUUGUGCAAGUAGCAUUGAAUGGGCUGGAGAACAUCCUGAGGCUUGGAGAACAGGAAUCCAAACGCAGUGGCACUGGCAUUAAUCCUUACUGUGCUCUUAUUGAAGAAGCAUAUGGCCUGGACAAGAUAGAAUUCCUGCAGAGCCAUGAGAAUCAAGAGAUUUAUCAGAAGGCCUUUGAUCUGAUUGAGCACUACUUUGGAACAGAGGAUGAAGACAGUAGCAUUGCCCCACAGGUGGAUCUCAGCCAGCAACAGUACAUCUUCCAGCAGUGUGAGGCUCCCAUGGAAGGCUUCCAGCUCUGAGGUGCCCCUGUACUGUGUGCUCCUCUACCUAACCAGUCCUGUUGUCGAGCCACAAGCCACCCGUGGAGUGAUUCUCUCAAUGUUUUCCAUAAUCCUGUUUGCGCUCAUUCGCUUGCCUUGUGCACAUGCUCUUACAUUCGUCUGGAAAACUUUUGGCUCUCCGUGGCAGGAUGCCCCCUCCUUGGCAAGGGGUCACCAGAAUCACCCUUCUCCUCUAGAUUCUGAACCUCUCCACUGUCACCUUUGUGGAGUUGAGGCACCUUUCUAUACUUUGAGAUAUUCCCUGCUCUUAUUACAGGAAAAUAAUCCCUCCUCCACUAGCCCCCACUCUCCUGGCAUCCAAGAUAAGGCUGCCUUUUUCUUCUAUUUGCUGCAGUGUGUGCCUGCAGUCCAGGGAAACAUUCAGACUUUCUGAGAACGUAGCUGAAUUAAUUCCCCAUGUUCUUCCCUGGGUGCCUCUUUGGAUGGCUGAGAGAGAUGCAUUAUCUCUUCACAUGCAAUGUAUCUACUUUGCUGUAUGUGCCAGCUGGGGUUAUUGGCAUAUAGAACAUGUUACAAAUAAUGGAGUAAGUUCUCUACCCCCUGCAACAACAAGCUGCAAUGGACAUGUUUUCUGGUUCUUAAAGAAUACUGAACACAUCUGGCCCCAUCCCUUCUCAACACUGAGCUCCCAAGCUGGAUUGCAGACCACUGUGGAGACUUCCCAGUUGCUCCUCUCUAUCCACAAAAAAAAGAGUCUGUGAAUAGGUCACUCUUACCACCUCCCCAGAAAUGACUUUCCAAAUGACUUUCCAAACCAGCUUCUAGAAUGGAGAAACUACCCCCACCUUUGCUUGCUGGCACAGUAUGAUCCAGCUGGGCCUUCCUUAAAAAUUGAGCCCUUUCUGACUUCAUGCUCCAGAGUCUGGUCCUUGGUAUUAUAGUUAUGGCUGAAAAAUUCUUGUCUGCCUCUUUACAUUUUUACACAGUGUGACUUGAACAGAUUUAUCUUCUGAAAAAUAACCUUCUGAACACAGAAAUUUGGAUUUGUAAAAUUUAGCACAAGGAGCGUUAGAGUUUCAUGAGACAAGAGCUUCUUCUCCAGCUUACCUGAUAAAACCAGAAUCCUCCUGGUCAACGCCCUUAUUUAACAACUCAAAUGACACUACGCUCAAGGAUAAUAAUCUUACAGCCGGAUCCUCCUGGCCCUUUCAGUUUUCCCUCUUGCUGUUUACUGGACUUGAGAUAAAUAAGCAUGGAACGCAUGGUUCCUACAGGUGACAUCUAUAAGGCAUCGCUGACUGCAUGACAGCUGUCAUCUGCAGCUGUAGACUGCCAUUCUGCUAGCAGCAUGUUCUUGGCUCUGCGACCCGCUUGGAUCACAGACAUCUGAUGCGAAGGCCAGCCACUCCUCACUGACUUCAGCUGAGAUUGGCACCAGAAUCUGCGUGCAACUGGAGAGAUGCCAUGUGAUUGAAAGUGGCGGUUCCAUUUCUGUUAAUGCAAUGGAUUGUCCAGGCCGUCCGCUCCCCCCUGCAUCGGGCUGUGUUCUUUCAAGCCCUUUUGGAUGCUUGGAACCACAUUUGUCCAGUGUAAACAUUUCAAAAUCACCACUAACAACUGCAGUGUCGUGUACCUGUGGUAGAGGUUAGUGGCAGAACUGUCUGCAAGAUCCUCCUUCUGGCUCCUCUCAGUGACAAGUCACUGCAAAAGCAAAACCAGCCCAUUGGAUACAGAAUGAUAAAAACAUAUAAAUCACUUGUCAAACUGCUGAAAGAAGCUAGGCAAAGGCCUGAACAUCAGCUCUGUGUGACCAUCAUUUAAGUACAGUCUUCAGUUCUGUCUGUGCUUCAGGAUGGAGACUCUGACCUGUGUGGCUACUGCAGCAGCCACCUGCUGCUUCCCUAGCUAAGCCAGUUGGCCUCCACCUUCCCUCUCCCACUUACUUUCUCUAGUGCUGCUUUGUGCUGAAGGAACAUUUAGUUUACUGCACUUGAUCUGUAAAUGGACUUUGAUUCUUUGUAAUUUUAGGGGGUUAAAUUUGGUGGUUAAUUUAAAAAAAAAAAAAGGAAAAAAAGAGCAAGAAAACCCCUCAAUGUUGCCUUUACAUCACAUAUAAAUAACUGUGUUUCUCUUUUCUUGAAGGGUGAUAGAAGCACUGAUUAGUAGCAAAACCUUGUUUUAGCUUUUGGAUUUUUUUGUGCUGGAUUUUUUUACGUGUAAAUUUCCAAUAACAUGUCAUUUCUAUAAGAUUUGUUUAAAAUCAUGUACCUCUUAUUGGAUGGUAUAAAAAUGCUACAUAUUUUGUAAACAAAUCUGAGCAAAGUGUGUGUGCAUAUAUUCUGUAUAUUCAUAUAUGUAUAUUCUGUGUAUAUAUACACUAGUGUGUAUAUAUACAUAUAUACACACACACCUAUAUAUGUACACACAUGCAUAUGUGUGUGUAUAUAUAUACACAUAUCUAUAUAUCUAUAUAUAUAUAAGUGUUUUCCAGGCUAGUGAAAACAAUGUGGUGCAUUGGCGUUUUCUUCCCCUGCCCCCCAAGAAAAUAAUGACAAUUGCCUCUAAAUGAGUGAAUUAAAAGAGAGUCCGUUGAAGCUGAAUGGUGUGCCUUCCUGUGUAAGGAGCCUGGCCAGUGUUUGUUACUUUUGCUGUGGAUAUGUGAAUUCAGAGCAGAUAAGUAUAAAUCUUUAAACUUGGUAUGUUUGUUUGAAGUGACAGGCCUGGUUGACACAGGUAAUCUUAUUGUCAUAUAUACCUAGACUGUGUAAGGCAUUUGACUGGUAAUGCAUAAUAUUUUGACUGAAAACUAAAACGAUACAAAAAUCAACAUGGCACACAUUAAAUGGAUUAAAAUGUGGCUAAUUCAUAGGUCUCAGUUGAAUUUUAAAUGCUGCUUAAUUGAGUAUAUUUCUAUCAGGAUUUUCCAGCAACCAGAUCUUGGCCUUGCUUUACUUAGCCUUAUUAAUAGGUUGAAAAGAAACAAAAUCCACUUCUAACAAAGGUUGUGCAUCCUAGGGAGGGCAGACUUGUGAAUGAUGAAAGAAACAGUAGCUUGCUGAUACAGACUCAUCAGAAUUACUUGGUAUGCCAAGGGAAAGUUACCUAGUUGCAUUUUAAUAGAGCCAAACAUGUACUGUGUUACCCAUCUAAUAAAUAAUAUUCAGGCCACAGGUGAAGGACUCUGUUCUGGAGAAGUGCUGCUGAAAGUCUGAGCAUCAUUCUACAUCAUCGCUGGAAUGCUACUUCCUAACAUGUCACUGUGUGGCUACUGUAAUGCUCACAGGUACAAAAAUAAAUCUUUAGUAGGAGUGGGGAAUUUA
This is a messenger RNA of Pezoporus flaviventris, 5033 nucleotides long. It is a transcript of the gene KPNA1, whose product is annotated as karyopherin subunit alpha 1. Bases 115 to 1731 code for a protein of 538 amino acids. Gene Ontology annotation, biological process: NLS-bearing protein import into nucleus; postsynapse to nucleus signaling pathway. Gene Ontology annotation, molecular function: protein binding; nuclear import signal receptor activity. The transcript has 14 exons. The record is from RefSeq and is a predicted model, not a curated record. Lineage: Eukaryota; Metazoa; Chordata; Aves; Psittaciformes; Psittacidae. Gene Ontology annotation, cellular component: cytoplasm; nucleoplasm; nucleus.